Molecule: messenger RNA, 693 nt
Organism: Odontomachus brunneus
Lineage: Eukaryota; Metazoa; Arthropoda; Insecta; Hymenoptera; Formicidae
Product: small proline-rich protein 2B-like
Exons: 3
Coding region: 142-492 (116 amino acids)
Source: RefSeq, a predicted model, not a curated record
CUUUAACUGUAACUUCAUUGCGUGACAGUUUUUUAUUCGGCAAAAUUAUCUGUCACAGGACACAUGGCAAUAUAAUUUCGAUAUAAUGUAAAUUAACAAUAAAAUAACAAUUAAAGUAUAAAAUAUUGACAGACAAGCGAUAUGCUUUGCAACAAAAGUAAGAGACCGCCCGGCUGGAACGAUAUGGAGGAGUUGAAGUAUUUGAUAUGCUGUAUCGACAAGUACAAAUGUCCAAAAGCACAGACACCACAAUCAUGUAGCAUAAUGCUGCCUCCAAGGAUUGAAGAAUUCCCUUGCAAACCUCCACCUCGAAGGCCACCGUGUAUCCCUCCGCCUCGGUGUUGUCCAAUAACACCUGGACCAUGCUGUCCUGAUCCUUUACCACCUCCAAACCAACUGGCAACACCACUGGCAAAGUUUUCACGACUUCCUGAACAGUAUCCGAAGCCGUGUUGCUAUCGCAGCCCGCUGCCUUAUAAUCCGUACAACUGAGGAGUCAAAUAACACGAAAAGAAAAUUAUAAAUGAAGAUUUAUUUAGUCAAUGAGAUGAACUGAGGUGAAUUUAGAACCUGACGCGCUUGUGCACAUCGUCAAAGUUCAUCACCUUACGUCGCUGAAAGUUCGAUUGAUACCACGUGACGUAAACGCGCUUGUCGUCGAAUUCCCGAUGGUUUCGCGGCUUCUGCAGCUGG